Messenger RNA from Centropristis striata (black sea bass), 2579 nucleotides. RefSeq names its product LETM1 domain containing 1 (gene letmd1). The coding region runs from base 82 to 1167 and encodes 361 amino acids. The transcript is spliced from 9 exons. Lineage: Eukaryota; Metazoa; Chordata; Actinopteri; Perciformes; Serranidae. Gene Ontology annotation, biological process: intracellular monoatomic cation homeostasis. Gene Ontology annotation, molecular function: ribosome binding. The record is from RefSeq and is a predicted model, not a curated record. Gene Ontology annotation, cellular component: mitochondrial inner membrane.
CAAACAUUACGGUACAACUUUUGGCUUUAGCGUAUAUUACCGUCAUUACGGUAACGUACGCGGAACUCGACCUCAUCAAACAUGGCGCUAUCCUGCUCCAGCCUGUAUAGCCAUUUGUCUUUGACCCGACUGUGUGGUCUCAGGACAAACAGGAUAACAAAUGGCCUUUAUUCUCCGUAUCUGCCCUGUCAGUCCAGGUUGCCCCUGUGUAGGCACUACUCAUCCUCCAAAGUUAGACGAGGUCUUGGUCGAUAUGUCGCCUCCAAGCUCAGGAGGGUCAAUGACAAAUAUGAAGGUUUCCUCAAAAGGCGAUUUCCGCGCUUUUAUCUGCUUUAUCACACUUUUGUGGAAGGAUUCAAGCUACUGUUCCAAGAUACCAAAGAUGUGCGAAGGAUAAGGACAAAGAUGUUCUAUGAUAAAGUGCAGUACAAGAAUUUGCCGUACAGGGAGAUGGAGAAGCUCAGACAGUUUCGCAGAGACAUGAUGAAGGCCGUUCCACUGGUGGUGAUAUCGAUUCCUCCCUUUGCCAACUACCUGGUUUUUGUCCUGAUGUACUUUUUCCCCCGCCAGAUCCUGAUCCCUCAUUUCUGGACUCCCAAGCAGCAGGUAGAGUUUCAGGGAGUGUACCAUUCCCUGAGGACAAGACGCCACUUGCCUGUGCUCAAAGGGCUCGAGAAUACGAGCAAACAGGUCAAAGAUGGAAAGCUGCAGAGUAGCCUUAAAGAUCUGUGUGCUAAUGUGCAAAGUGGAGCAAACCCUAAAGUGUCUGAUAUCCUUGCCGUUCGAAGCCUGUUUUCUGGACCUCCUAUGGGUAUAAAGAGGAUGAGUGUGGAUCAGAUGAGACAUCUCAGCCCUCUGCUCUUCCUGACUCCUCGCCUCCCGGGUUUCCUGGUUGGCCGGCGGCUGAAUAGCCACGCCUUGGAGCUGCUGCAGCUGGACCGGGCCCUCAGCAGGCUGGGCCCUCACCAGCUGAGUGACUCAGAACUCAGACAGGCUUGUUUUGUCAGGGGGCUCCAUUCUCACAGCCUCAGCAUCAAUCAGUGCCGUGAGUGGUUACACCAGUGGCUUCAGGUGUCCUCUUCACUGAAAGACUCAGAGGUGUCACUGCUAUUGCACAGCAUUGUAUUCCUCUCUGCCAACUACCCCAACGGUGCCAGACGACACUGACAGGAAGCCGGCAGCAAUCUGCUUCUGCGAUUAUGUUCUCUUUUGUGCACUGGGUGGGUAGCACAGCUUCCUAAGAGUUGUCAACAUCUCUUUUUUUGCUUGCGGAAAAAAACACUUUAAAACUGUUCUGGGCAAGAUUAAGAAAAAAAAACUCUAAGCCAAAACUUGAACUAGAGAAAAGGAUCCUGUUAGUUCUAGACGCCUUACUGUAGAAUUAUCCUGUUUCCCAACUACAUACACAGCUAACAGGAUUUUUUUGGGGGGAAGUGGAUGAAUCUAUUGUCUUUAUCAGGUGAGUGGUGUGGUAUGGUAUUCUACUUAAUAAAUUAGCACAAUAAGACUUAAAUGCUUAAUUGAGCCCAUGAGAGAAUUAAAUUGACUUAGAUGCACAGAACUAUAUUAAGUGGUGUUGUUGAGGUAAUGAGAUUACCUGUCGCAGUGUCUCAAGCUUGUUACCACUUUUAUGCUCAGGCUUGUCAUUUGUUUACUUUGAACACAUCAUUACACACCUACAGAGACGAGCAGGGAAACAAAGAGGAUUAUGUUUAGUAAAGGCUCAGCAGCACCUUGUGUGCUGUCAAUCUUCUACUUGUGGAAUGGUAAAAUUGUUCGGACUCAUUCCAAAAACAGAUAAAUAUGCUUUUAUGUGGGCGUGUUGAAUGUCCGCAUCAAACACGUACUGUAGCUUCUCGUACAUUUACCUCACUCUGUGCUCUGCUCUGUUACUCCUUAACAACGAACAAUGCUGGUCAAAAUGGAAUUUUGUGUCGGUCUCAAGGGAAGGAAAUAGUUUAUCAAUUACGGAACAGCCAAGAACAUGAAGAAUCAGUAGAUUACACAGAGGCACCUUCUAAAAGAAAAAAUGUAGAUGGAGAAAAAAAAGAGAUUGAAAAGAAGCCCUAUUAUGUUUGCAAUUGCAAAGACAUUCAAGCUUUGUUUGUGUGGUGAGGAGCUAAACUUCUACAUUAAUAUACUUUUUGAUGUGCAGUACAGCAUUUACAAGCUGUCUGAAAAGGUUGCGAUGGCACUUUAUUAUUAUUUUUUACUUUGUUUACUUGCUUUGGAAGCCUAAGAUGACUUUAACUUAUCCAGGUCAGACCACACUAGAGCACAUCAUUUAAGUCAAUCAUUCAAGCGUUUUGCUCACUUCAGGGUUGCGGUAAAAAGAGGAAGUGAACAUCCACUCCGCUGGUGUUUGGUGUUAAGUGUAAAAUAGAAAAUGUCUUUUGCUUCCUGUGCCUUUCGCAAGAACUGGCACAUUACAUCUGAAAUAUCAGUUGGAAAGUUCUCUUGUUUAAGGAUUUUUUUUAAUGCAUUUUAUUUGAUCAACAGGUUUUGAAUGUUGUGUUGCGGUGUCAAUAUCAUAUGCAUUGUAAUGGAACUGUGUCUGAAAUAAAAAACUUUUUGGUGCA